AUGACUACACUCUUUUUAGGCACCAAUGCUGGUCCUUUACUGGCUGAAAGAUGGGCACCAGAGCUUCCUACAUGUACAAACACCACAGAUUUUGUUUAUGCAGGCUGUUUCAUAGAUCCAAGCUCCCCAAGUGCUUUGUUAUUCAGGACCGAUCUCAAUAGUCAAAACAUGACAGUUGAAAUUUGUGUUGAUUUCUGUAAAGGUAAUGGAUAUAAAUAUGCUGGAUUAGAAUACUACGGAGAAUGUUUUUGCGGUGCCUCUGUUGGUGGCCCACAAACGUCCGAAUCAAAUUGUUCUUUCCCAUGUACUGGAGAUAAUACCGAAUCGUGCGGUGGGAAUGAUAUACUCUCAGUUUACCAAGAUACCACAUUCCCAACUGUCGAUAGUACUACCAUUUCUGAUUACACACCAAUGGGAUGUUAUUCCGAUCUUGGGCCCAAUGGUCGUACUCUCGCAUGGAAACAAGACCAAAUCCCCGACGCUGAUUUAACGAUCGAAGCUUGUCUUCAAGCAUGCAAAGAAGGAGGGUAUGCUUUUGCUGGAGUUGAAUACUCACAAGAAUGUUAUUGUGGUGUUGUACUUGGUAAUGGAACCGCAAAAGUUGAUGAGUCAAAUUGUCAAAUGACUUGUAACGGUAAUACCACCGAGUUAUGCGGUGGUGCAGCAAAUCUAUACCUUUACGUCGCCGAAGACUUGCUAUCAACGGAUCCUUGCAAUGGUAAUCCAGGUGGCCCAGUAUCAUCUUCGACCAGUUCAUCUUCUCCAUCUACUUCAGCUUCUACUUCAGCUCCAGUAUCCUCGUCUACUGGAACAACGAUCACUUCAACUUUGAGCUCAUCAAUCUCGAGUUAUUCUUCUUCUUUGUCGAGUGAUACUAGUUCAUCUUCAGCAGCUUCUACACCAUAUUAUUCUCCACCACCAUAUACACCUCCACCAUAUACGCCUCCACCAUACACGCCUCCACCAUACACACCGCCUCCUUAUUCCUCCGCUCCGGUAUCUUCAUCUAUCUAUUCGUCUGUUAUAACCUCGUCCUCUUCCUCGCCAGCUUCAUCCGCACCAGCAUCCUCAUCGUCAUCGGUUUCAUCAUCCGCUCCAUCGUCCUCGUCGACAUCUAUUUCCCCACCUUCUUCCUAUUCAAUUCCUUCAAGUUCCGCUUCAUCGUCGUAUUCAUCCGCUUCAGCUUCUUCCUCUUCGUCCCCAAUCUCAACUGCCCCUUCGUCGUCGGCUUCUUCCUCAUCGCCAGCCUCAUCAUCGUCUUCUGUUUCAUUCGCUGCUCCAUCCUCUUCUUCCACUCCUGUUUCUCCGUCAUACUCCUCAUCGCCACCAACCACAUAUUCAGCUCCUGCAUCUUCUUCCUCGAUCUCACAUCCUUCAUCCACCCCUCCAUUAUCAUCUUCAUCAAUUACAUCUAAUCCUCCAUCAUCAUCACCUUCCUCGACAGCAGGACCAACUUCUCCAACAUUAUCUUCCUCUACAAUUUCCUCGACGAUUUCUUCUCUUUCUUCGCCUUCUACUAUUCCUCAAUCUUCGACCACGACAUAUUUUUCAUCUUCGGUAUCUUCAACUGCUCCAACAUCCUCGACAAUUACAAUUUUACCCUCGACAUCCAUAUCAUCCACACAGCCAUCCACUACUGCCUCUCCGACUACACCAAAAACUAUCGCUACAAUAUGCACCACUACUAUUGUAACAACUCCAACCCCAACCUGCGAAUAUAAAGUUGGAAACUGGUGUUCUAAUCCCCUCCCUCCCUUUACCGAUCAAAAUUCUUGCUUGGCUGCUGCAAAUACUUGUCUCGUACAAUUGACAUCCUGUCUCUUGUCCGCUGGAUUCCCUGGAUCCCUUCAAUGUCUACAAUUUUCCUCUUGGUGUGAGGAAAUUGAAUCUUAUUGUGGGAGCUAUUGUCCUGGGUCUUCUUGUUCAAACACUGGAUGUAGAUCUAGACAUCCUCCAGCAGGCUACACGCCCCCAGUUAUCAGUGUAAGAACAAGUAUCUACACAUGUCCCACCACUAUCCAAACCUCAACAUCCAAACCAACAUCUACCUCUUCAAUCGCUCCUCUUCCUACGUGCAACAACAUCUGCGUUCAACCUAGUAAUCCUUCUCAAGGAUACAGUUCCUAUUCUCCUGUUGGAUCAAUUCCAAUUCCAUGCUAUACAUGCAAUAAUCUACAACCAGAAUAUAACUCAGGGUAUCCAUUUAAACUCUAUACAGCCAGAAAUUCAGAAGAUAGUCCAAGUUACCAAAGACCGGAUUGUGGGCAAGGAUGUCAAGAUGCUUGUGACGCGCAGUAUGAAAGUUGUGUGGGUACUUAUGCUCAGGGUUGUGGAUAUGGAGGUGGUGGAGGGGGUGAUACGUAUGCAAGUGCAUUGGUCAAAUGUGUACAGCAAAAGGCUGAUUGUUAUAUUGUCAAUGAGGGGGUAGGAGGUGAGGGGAGAUGUGGGAGUUAUGGGGUGGGGUAUUAG
This is a messenger RNA of Botrytis deweyae, 2469 nucleotides long. RefSeq lists its product as uncharacterized. The transcript is spliced from 6 exons. The coding region runs from base 1 to 2469 and encodes 822 amino acids. Gene Ontology annotation, cellular component: plasma membrane. The record is from RefSeq and is a predicted model, not a curated record. NCBI's taxonomy places the organism in Eukaryota, Fungi, Ascomycota, Leotiomycetes, Helotiales, Sclerotiniaceae.